AUGAAGAUUCCAUCGCCUUUCAGUUUGAAUAAAUCUACUCACUUUUCUCCACAAAUUUUCUCUUUUAGUCAAUCAAAUUCUUCACAGAAUCUUAUUUUAAUCAUUGGCGGUGCACACUGGCUGACAAAUUCUAUGCUCAAGGAAUUGUCUGCUGUAUUGAAAGGGCCAAAGGCCAAAAGACCGAAAUGGAAGUCAAUUAGUGUCAUCAUAAAGGACCAUUCUGCUGGGUUUCAUUCACCCAUCACGGGUGUGCCCUACUUGAUAUGGCAUAGAAGACAACGGCUGACUGCCGAGAAUGAUGCACUUAUUAAAUCUGCUGAAAGUUAUGGUUGGAAAGUGUUGCGAACAUAUCGAUUAACUUGGUCAAGGCUGGAACACUUUGAAGCCUACGCUCCGUGCUCCUGUCAUUUCCAUCAAGUUAAACGGUUGCCAAGUAGCACUGGGGGAUACACCGUGCAUGGUCCAAUAAACGACGUUAUGCGACAGCAGUUGAUUCGUGCUUUGUUACACCAUUGA
This is a messenger RNA of Dicrocoelium dendriticum, 516 nucleotides long. The record is from the annotation of a GenBank genome assembly. NCBI's taxonomy places the organism in Eukaryota, Metazoa, Platyhelminthes, Trematoda, Plagiorchiida, Dicrocoeliidae.